AUGUACCUUCUACCCGGCUGGAUUUCUGGCACUUUGGAUAACUUCUUUGCCAUCUCAUUUUACACCUACCUUCUAUUCUUCUGGAUUUCCAUUUUUGAUGCCCUUCGUAGUGCCGAUACGUCCUGUGUCUGUUUCUACCUCCCACGCCUUCUCUUAACCACUGCGAUAUGGCUUCUCUUCGUUGUUUCCAACGGCUGGAUUCUCCAUUCAGAAUACACAGAUCCACUUUUCGACUUCAUUCAACAUGGCGUCGUUCUUAAGGUCUUCUUUGCACUUCUCGGAGUUCUGAUGUUUUUGUAUCUCCUGUAUUUCUUUGUUCAACUCUUCCGAUCCUACUCAGAAUUGAAGACAAUGCCGUACUAUGUUUUACGUCUGACUUUUCUGCUCAUUCCAAUGCUCUUCUCUGCGGUUAACUUCCUGAUCAUUCUGGCACUUCGCUUCAGUCCAACUGGAUCCGUUUUCUUCCUUCGAGCACCCACAUAUAUGCUGGUAAACCCCAAUAGCACUUCGGAACACCAACGUCCUUUUACGCCAAGCUAUGCAGCUUUUCCAGCGUUCCGAUCUGCGAUAGAACUGGGUCUUAGUUUUGGAAUCGCUUUUAGCUUCUGUCUUCUAAUGACUAAGGCGUACUUACCGCCAAAAACGUCCCUUGCAGAGGUUAACCUCAAAGAUGAUCCCUCGAUUUCUCUCGCUUGCGAUUCCGAUGAAGACGUGAUGUUCGGUUCCGAUCGUGAUGAUAUUCAACUGCGUAGAACUGCUCGCAAUCGUUGA
Messenger RNA from Rodentolepis nana, 771 nucleotides. The record is from the annotation of a GenBank genome assembly. NCBI's taxonomy places the organism in Eukaryota, Metazoa, Platyhelminthes, Cestoda, Cyclophyllidea, Hymenolepididae.